CUUAUCUGUUGUUUACGCUAAUAAUCGUGUCUUUGGAGAUAAGGAGCCAGAUAUAUGUGUACACUUUACCGUUGCUAAACGUAAUAAGGUCUAGCAGUAGAAAUUAAAGAACAUCUAAUGGCAUUAUUAAAGUGAGAAAGUGCUGAAAUUUGUGAAGUUUAUUGUGUAAAAACAUGUACAGAUGUCGGGAACUCGAAAUGGUAAUGUCUCUAGACAACUUUUGGGGAGUCCCUAUAUCAGUAGACCUCGCAGUGUCUCCUUUAAUGCGGCGAGAUCACCAGUUGUUGAUGCUAAUAAUGGCGUCACUAUUACUGCCACCCAAGCUAGAACCCAAAGAAGAUCAGUUUGGACGAGUGAGGAACCGACUAGCAAUAUUAGACUCAAAGUGAUUCGAGGGAAAAAUCUGAUGAAAAAGGAUAUAUUUGGUGCAAGUGAUCCUUAUGUUCGUAUUGACCUGAAUACAACAAAUGGAGAUGAAACUAUAGAUUCUGUGCUGACAAAAACCAAAAAGAGGACACUCAAUCCAGAAUGGAAUGAAGAAUUUAUAUUCAGGGUUAAGCCAGCAGAGCACAAACUAGUGUUGCAGGUUUUUGAUGAAAAUAGACUCACUAGGGAUGACUUUUUAGGAAUGGUAGAAUUGUCAUUGAUUAAUUUACCUAGAGAACAACCUGAUAGGACAAUACCAACAGUUAAAUAUGUACUUUUGCCUAGAAGCGCCCGAUCCCGCGUUCGCGGCCACCUGGAGCUCUACCACGCCUACCUACAGGAUUCCAGGGCCCCGCCGCAGGUUGCGCAGCAGAGGAUGGUGCAGGAAUCAGGGACGGCCCCUGAAGACGGCGAAGUGGAUGGGGAACAGGGGAACGGAGGGUCGGGAGAGUGGGAGUUUGUCGGAGGGGAGCCGAGGGUAGAACAGGCGGCGCAGGUGUUCGUAAGAAAUUCAACAGAAUCCCAGACUCCUUUACCAGAUGGUUGGGAAGAACGACAAGAUGCCAAUGGUAGGACAUAUUAUGUUAACCAUAUGGCUAGAACUACACAGUGGGAAAGACCUACAUUAAGUAAUGCAAUAUCUGAGCCUCGUGCGGCGACAGAUAGGGAAGAACAGCGAGAAGUGUUUGGUAGAAGGUAUCACAUCAGUGCUGAAGAUGAUCUCAAUGGGAGUGCAGAUAGUUCUACAAAUGUUAGCCAGCAGUCAGUGGAAGAAGAAGUAGCAGUUCCAGAAAUCCAGGAGCUCACAGACGCGGAUGCUCCCGAUUCUGGCGUUGACGUGACUACCGGCCAAAACAGACACAGCUUAAGGUCUGAAGCAGAUUUAUCGGAAGCUGGGUAUAAUGGAUCUGCAGAAAGCAACGCCAGUAGCAGGAGGAGCUCUUGCGAUGUGCCAGUGUAUCAGUUGCCAGCAGAGUUGUUUGUUGGAUCUGCGCGAGAGAGUGAUGACCAAACAGAUAGUCCGACUGGUACGUCAUCAAGACGAGAUUCUCUCACAUCGGCCAAUGGUAGCACCCCUACUGCUACAUCGGCGAGUCAAGUUCAGCAACAGGAAUCCCUGGAGCGGCUAGACGAAGGCCUCCCAGCAGGUUGGAGCGUCCAACGUGCGCCAAACGGCCGCCUCUUCUUCAUCGACCACAACGAGCGCACCACGUCAUGGGUGGACCCGAGAACGGGUAGGCCGAGUCCGAUGCCCAAUCACAGCAGCUCGGGGGCGGGUUCAGCAGGACCGGGCCAAGGAGUGGGCGGUGCCGGUCAGCAAGGGGCAGGGCCUAACAAUGCUAGGCGGCCGCAGGACGACGACGUGCUGGGACCGUUGCCCGAAGGGUGGGAAGAGCGGGUUCAUACGGAUGGAAGGAUAUUCUUCAUUGAUCAUAAUACUAGAACUACUCAGUGGGAGGAUCCAAGGUUAUCAAAUCCACAAAUUGCUGGUCCAGCGAUACCAUAUUCUAGAGAUUACAAACGAAAGUAUGAAUAUAUGAAAACGCAACUACGAAAACCUACCAAUGUACCAAAUAAGUUUGAGAUAAAAGUAAGGCGAAGAAGUAUACUUGAAGACUCGUACCGAGUGAUAACAACUGUGCCUAGGAUAGAACUGUUAAAGACGAAGUUAUGGAUUGAGUUUGAAGGAGAAGUUGGUUUGGAUUAUGGGGGUCUUGCUAGGGAGUGGUUUUAUUUACUCUCUAAGGAAAUGUUCAAUCCUUAUUAUGGACUCUUUGAGUACUCUGCCAUGGAUAAUUAUACGUUGCAAAUUAAUCCGUUUUCUGGCGUUUGCAAUGAAGAACAUUUGAGUUACUUCAAGUUCAUUGGAAGGGUAGCUGGUAUGGCAGUAUAUCAUGGAAAGCUGUUAGAUGCCUUUUUCAUUCGUCCAUUUUACAAAAUGAUGUUGUCGAAGCCCAUAGACUUAAAGGACAUGGAGUCAGUGGACUCUGAAUACUAUAAAUCUUUGUUGUGGAUUAAAGAAAAUGACCCCUCAGACUUGGGUCUGACUUUUUCGGUAGAUGAAGAAUCUUUUGGCCACACCACCGUGCAUGAGCUAGUUGACGGUGGAGCUGACAUUCCCUUAGAUAAUUCUAAUAAGGACGAUUACAUAAAAUGUAUUAUCCAAUGGAGGUUCGUGGGUAGAGUACAAGAGCAGAUGAAUGCGUUUUUAGAUGGUUUUAGUGAUUUGAUUCCCAUGAAUCUGAUUAAGAUAUUUGACGAGAAUGAGUUGGAGUUGUUGAUGUGCGGUAUUCAACACAUCGAUGUUAAAGACUGGAAAACCAACAGUUUGUAUAAAGGGGACUACCACUCAAAUCAUAUUGUCAUACAGUGGUUUUGGAGGGUGGUAUUGUCGUUUAACAACGAGAUGCGCGCUAGGUUAUUACAGUUUGUGACAGGUACUUCUAGAGUACCUAUGAAUGGUUUUAAGGAAUUGUAUGGCAGUAACGGUCCACAGUUGUUCACCAUUGAGAAAUGGGGUACUACAGAGAAUUUUCCCAGGGCUCACACUUGCUUCAAUCGGCUGGACCUACCGCCAUACGAGAGCUAUAAGCAUCUGAAGGAUAAGUUGAUAAAAGCAAUCGAAGGAUCACAAGGCUUUGCCGGUGUAGAUUAAGGAGAAGUGAGACAAAUUUUAUUGUUAUUGUUGUCUGCACUAUUUUGAUGCUCCAAUCGUCUCAUCUAGCUGCGUUUUCUUUUGGUAAAUGCAGUGUUGUCGAGUACAAAAAGUGUGAGUGGAAUUUCAUUUCAUACUUGUAUGUACAAAGAUAUUUGUCAACAGGUACAAAAUGUACUAUUUUAAGAUUCACUUGGAAAAAGUUUAUAGUUGCUUUGUAAGCAUCACUGUUUUGGUAUGAUACAAUAUACAUAUUCAUUAAAUAAUUCAGAGCGAUAACAUUAAAAAAAUGUAAGGCCAAACAUCACCAAGAAUAAUUUUAAAAAAAGUUGAAUAUGUAUCAACCUAUUAUAAUUCUAGAUCUGGAUAUUUGGGGAGAGGUUAGAAAAAGGUCUAUUUUCCAAAUUUGAUAGUUCCAGUAUUUUCUCUACCCACUCCCCCAUCUAAAUUCGCCAUCGUUCUAUCAUGCGAAAAUUGACGACCUCUGCAAAGAAGCUAUUGCUGCCUGUUGGAUUGUACAUGCAUAAAAAUCAAGCUAUCCCGCAUAUAUUAUAAAUCUAUUAUACACUGUGAUCAAAACAUAACGGCAAUAUUUGUUGAGCAGAAAGUACAACCAUAAAUAAAAUGAAAAGUUCCUAUAAUAAUAGUAUUGUAAAAUGUCCCAUUACCGAGGUAUAGGGUGUCGAAAAUUUCUACGCCACUGAUGAUACUCAUUAAGAACCAAACAUGAAUAUUCUUCAAAUAACGCUGUAGUGUGCUGGAACUUUGACGUACUUUUCUUGAAGAUAGCGAACCUAAUACUAUAGUCCCGCGUCAAAAAAAUUAUCCGAGGUGAAAUGAGAUACCGCGGGGUAAUCUAUGAGAAUUUGUCACACCAAUGUUUCUCUUCUCCGCACUAAUGAGACAUCUACUUUGCAAAGGUUAGUGCUUCAUAGAUGGUGCUGAAGACAAGUAUAUGCUAAUAUAGCUACAGCAUCAUCUAUGAGACACCUUCCAAAAGUAAAUGUCUAAUUAAUUCAGAGAGGAUAAACAUAGCUAUAGCAAAUUCUCAUAGAUGGCGCUUCGUUCUACUGAUCAGUCGCCGUGCGCUGUGCUAUGGAUGUUGUGAUUGUCCGUAGGUGGUAGAUGGUCUCUGACUGUCGAACGCGAAGGUACCAUCCGGCGGUUCUCGUAGGCGGAACCAGAAUGUGUGCAUGUUGCAUGCACACGUGUUCCCUCGCCAGAGUCCGUGUGGCGUCCCCCCCUUUCCCAUGUAUCCCCCUAUAGCCCCACGGUACCCAAUGGCUGCUUAGGCCUUCGUGGUAGUUGUAGUAUAAAAAAAGUAUCUCAAGGAAUAGACUGACAAUAUUUGUCAAGAGAGACAAAAUUAAGUAUCUUAUGUAAAAAUUAAAUCGGUUUAACAAAGUCUCUUUAAGGUCCUCAUAUCAGCCGCGGUACCAUGGCGUUUAGACUUCUGCCUCCGCGGCUGCUUCGAUUGAAAAAAAUGUAAUAGAUAUAUCAGACAAAUCAGUGGCGUAGAAAAUAUUUAUUUUUUUCUCAGUUUGUAGAAGUCAAAUAUACCAGUUUCUACGCAAACGCUGUUAGAGCCAUAAAACUUUUUUCACCACUAACUUGAUAAGUCGCCAUUAUUUACCGUAUAUUUAUAAGAAGUUACGCGAGAUAAAUAAUGAAUGUCUGUAUCCAUUUAGGACUUGUUGGGUACAAUCUUGUCACUUAUUAAACUCCAUUUUUGAAUAUUACUGAAAUUAUAGUUGAAUGUAUUUAUUUACCCCACUAUUUUGAUAACCUGAAAGACCCAUGCAAUCGAUAAAUUGGUAAAUUUGAAAACUUUUUGUGAGUCUUUAUCAUGUAGCGCAGCGUACCUCUUCUACGCACCGUUUUGUGAUCGAGACAGUGCGUAGGCUUUAUUCUGACAGUGUUGACAGACGGUUAGACAAUUCUCAGAUAUUCAUAAUCUAAACAAAUUAAAUUUGAAACUAUAUUAGUAGUAUUAUAGUAGUGAAAAAAAAUCAAUACAUAUUUCGGCGGAGAACGCCAUUAUUGUAGUCGCACAUUAAAGUGCUCGGUCAAUAAUAACAUACUUCGCCAUCAAGGUAUGUAAUGCACCAUCGUUUGUAUUGUUAAUGUUGUUAGUACUGUAUGAAUAAAAUUUUAAACCGUUCAGUGGCGGAUCUAAGAUAUGUGGGACCCUAAGCUCUAUACUUAUAGCAUAGUGGAGAGUGCUAUUGGAACGUCAUAUGAUUUUGGAAACAAACAUUGUAUCUAUUCUGGUUACGAUAUGAGGGCCCCUGAAGCCGUUAUCUUUAUCCGCCUCGGAGAUAUUUUUUUUUUUCAUUUUAUCUAGAUCUCCAAAGGGGGGCAUUUUAGGAUCCAUAUUUACAUAAACUUUUCGUCUUAUUUUUGGAUUUACUUCCUAUCAUGUAUAAACUUGUCAAUGGCACUAAUUUUACCAAAACAAAAUGCUGUGGAACAUAUUCUGUCCAAUUUUCGGAUAAUGUAGCUACUUUUUCCUCAAUAUCUAUGAUAUACAUAUAAUACUGUUAUGGUGUUGUUAUUUCUGUGUAUACAGUGUAAAUAGUAUAAGUUGAUUUUAAGGAUGCAGUAAGGCUAUAUUCUUGAUUUUCGCGCUAUCCACUAAAUAUCUAGCAGCUCGUUGAUUCCAGAUUAUCUUAUUGCCAUUCGUUACAAGUCCAAAAUGCCAUAAGUUUACUACACAUAGUUUACGUUCUCUCUUUCUACUCUCACAAUAUUGUGUUAUCAAUACUUCAUCAUAGUAUCAUAAUUUAAACUAAAAAAUAAAUCUGAUGUUGGAGAAACAAAUAUACAUACAGGUUGUCCCAAAAGCUGUCGAUAUUUAACUCGAUUUUUUUGUUGAUGCAAAAAUUAGUCCUUAUGGUAUGCAGGGUUGUAUGUCGUCAGUUUAUUGGAUAGUUGGAAAGUUUUCGAGCCUGAAAAAUCAGACGUUUUGUGGCUGUCAUAUUGAAAGGAACGAAAUAUGCGUUAAUUACAAUUUCAGUUAUCAAUUGAAUAUGUCACGGGAAUCAAGGAUCGAAAAUGUUAAAAUCAAAAAACCACACGAGGUAGAUAUAUCAAGAGAAGACACUUUGUGAAAGGCCCUUAUGAUCGGCCAGUUGGCCCCAUUCAUCUCUAUUAUAGUAGGGAAGCCCAUCUUAAAUUGUGUUUUAUAUCAUCGCGUACUGAUAUGAUACGUAAGAUUUGACUAGUUUUUAAACUUUCAUAUCUGUGCGCAAUGUAACUUAAACUUUGCGAUCGGCUCUUGGACUGGUUUACAAAAAAAACAGAUCUAUGUCCUUGGCUUGGCGAUUCGCUCAUAGGUGAGUCUGCAUGUACCGAGACGGUGUUGCCAAGCUGCCAUGAAAUAUUUAUAAAGCGCUACAGCAGAAUAGAGUUCAGUUUUUCACAGUCCUAAGAAAUAAAUAAACAUAUCGAUUUAAGGCUAGGGUAUCUAGAUAACUCGCAACUAUGUCAAAUAUACCGACGAUUGGUCAAAUAAGCAAUUUGAGGUUAAACGGGUUUUGAAUGUAGAUACUUCUUUUAUAACUAAAUUCCCCAAAAGUUAGAUAGCUAUUUGAUAACUUACAGGUUUUGAAAAUAGCUCCUCUCGCGAAAAGUGAGAUUUAUAACUUUAAAUGAAAAAUAUAUUUCGCAGGUUGCAAAUGGAUGAUAAAUAUCCCCACCAAUAAAUGUCCAAACCAAAGUAAAUUUGAACAAAAUAUGCUUUUACUACAAUGGAUUCAUCCAAAAUAUCUGGCAGCAUCGCAUUUAUUUCCUACUAAAUGAGAACAGCCGUGUUUAGAUGCCAUCAGCUGAUUUAGGGACGCGAUGUUUUUGGAGUCAUCUCUUGCCUCUCUCUGAUUUUAUUCGCAUUGUCUAUCGGUCUUCUCCUCAUAUAACUACGCUUUGGUUAAACUUUUUGCAGCGCAACUCGUCUGAUUGUUUUGUUUGACAUUGUUAUUCAACGAAGAAGUACACAAGUCCGUUUUUUCUCUCCCGUCUCACUUUUCGCCAUGCCAUAAAAUCAAUGUCGCAAAUUCACUUUUGCUGUGUACUUUAACGUGUUUGUACUUAACGCUUGGCAUAAAAAAUAGAAAGCCUGAAUUAUCUAUUUGAAAUCAAGUAUUUGCUGGAAGGGGCAAUAGCCGAAUAGUUACUUACUAUUAAAUAACAUGUAUAAUACAGCAAAUAUAUGUUAAUGUGAGAGAUGACUGCAAUUAUCAAAAACUCUACAGUUAUUCGAAUUUAAGUUAGACUGAAUCUGGUAGAUACUUGGACAAAACGGAGAUAAUAUUUGAAGCAAUUUUUAUAUGCCGAUGCUGAAAGCUGAUAGAUUUUCUAUUUGAAAAUGUUGAUUAACUUUUUUAUUUAGUACGUUACAAUAGCAUCAAAUGCUUGCACUUCAAAAUCAAAUCAUUUUAUAUGUUGAUUGUAUUUUUAGUUUAUAGAAAAAUGUCCAAAUCACUUGUGAUAUAUAAUCGUAGCAACCCUUUUUUAUUUGAGGUGGGCAGGUAGCCAAAUCUAUUUUCCAUAAUGUGCAAUAAUUAAACAUAUUUGAAAUCGAAUCGAACUGACAUAUUUUUAAGAAAAUGAAUAAAAAACUCCAAGAGAUACUUUCCAAGCAGAAUCGUGGAUUUGAGAGAACAAUAUCCAUAUUUGCAAAAACCAGUGGCGUACAGUUUUAAGCUAAACAUAAAAUCUAAACACAAAGGAUUUCCUUACUCAUGUUGAUAAGGUAUUUUCAUGUAUUGAACCCGCCCCUUCCUAUUUUGCAAGUUUCUUAUAACAUACAAUGUUUUUUAUUUUUCCUAAAAGUUAGUAGAAACAACAUUUUUUGAGGAUAUUUCCUUUUUGUUUUUAUAUGUAAUUUUAUUUAGUUAUAUAUAUAGUGAUAAACAUUUUUCACUUCAAAAAACGUGUUUAUAAAGCAAGUUGAUUCAAAUUUUGGCUACUUGCGCCACUUCUUUCCUUCUAAUUAUGACCAAGAGAUUUUUUAAAGUGUAUUAAUAUAUUUUGUAUAUUUCUACUUAGUAUAAUUUAUAGGGUAUACUUGCUGCAUUUUUUAGUUAUACAUAAUUAUAAUUAUAUUUAUCAUAUAACUGGCCAAAAAUAUUGCAAGCUGAUUGGUUUUAAUAUAAAAAAUGGAUGAAAAACGGUUUAUUCUUUAAUAGUAAUGGCAUACAUGUUAUAAAAUCAUCAAACAAUACAUAUUUUUAUGUGAAUUACUAUAAGCUUUACAUUAUGG
This is a messenger RNA of Acanthoscelides obtectus, 8342 nucleotides long. The record is from the annotation of a GenBank genome assembly. Lineage: Eukaryota; Metazoa; Arthropoda; Insecta; Coleoptera; Chrysomelidae.